This is a messenger RNA of Vespula pensylvanica (western yellowjacket), 5304 nucleotides long. RefSeq lists its product as uncharacterized. Gene Ontology annotation, molecular function: acyltransferase activity, transferring groups other than amino-acyl groups. The record is from RefSeq and is a predicted model, not a curated record. The transcript is spliced from 6 exons. Lineage: Eukaryota; Metazoa; Arthropoda; Insecta; Hymenoptera; Vespidae. Bases 382 to 1680 code for a protein of 432 amino acids.
UAAAAGGAAAAAAAGUGAUUCUAAAGGGUGUUUCGCGAGAUAAAUACGACACUGUUGAGAAGGAAACGCAUGCGCCAGGACGACCCGUACGACGGACAGUGCUCGGAGGAUGGCGGUGAGCCAGGGGCGGCAGUGCGGGUUUAGGGGGCGGCGAGGGCGGGUGCCUCCGUUGAAACAACCCCUUGACAACAGGCCCGCGAUCAGUCUCGCCCUCGACGUGUCACCACUGAACGUUCCUUGAAAGGGGAUCGAUCGAUCGCGAACGUUCAGGAUCAUUACACGUAUCUUCGAAUCUCUUACUCGUUCGCGUGCCGUCGGUGCUUCGUGGUGCUUCGCCUGCUUUAGUGUGGCACCUCCGUAGACCGUCCCCGCUCAUUCAGUAUGGAGUGCCCGAAAGUAGUGAAACGAGGUCGUAAUUUUCGUCUGCUUACGGAGGAAGAGCAGCCGGAGCUUCUCGACUUCCUUGGAAAACACUUGCCCCUCUCGUUGAAGUUCCAUCAGACACUGUUGACCUACAUGAAGGACAAAGUAUGGGAAUUCUAUUUUUAUGUGCCAAACGAAUGGCCGAACGUACAAAUAUGUCUGCACUUCCCAGGAAUGACACUUUCUCCUCAUGGUUUGGUCUAUGAAAGCGUAGGGGUUUUCUGUCCUAACGAUCAACUGGAACAACUUUAUCUAUUGCGUGACGAGGAUGUACUGAUCGACUGGUCAAGGCCUCUUUACAUUAAUUUCGUUCACAUAAACAUCGCUAAUAAAUUGGUAGAAUUCUAUAAGAAUACCGGUAACGUCGACAUGGUGAUCGUCGAUGUUUGGGCUUGCGAAGAUCCACUCCUUUUGGAUCAAAACGAGGAAUCGGAAGAGGAGAGUGAUCCGGACGUUCAAGUAUUACCAUUGAAGGCCGAACAUGCUGAAGGAAUUUACGAGCUAUAUCCCGCUAAUGACAUAGAAAGUCAUGAGGUCUUUUUACGAUUGAUCAAGACCUUACCUGCCGGGGGUGUAUUCUGCAAGGAGAGUUUAGCCGCUUGGAUGGUGCAGUCGUAUUACGGUGCUAUGUUUUCGAUGCAAACCAAGCCCGAGUAUCGUAGGAAAGGUUACGGGACAAAAUUAGCAAGGUACCUGACGAAGCGCGUAGCCGAAAGGGGUUACAAUCCGUUCGUAGUUAUACGUCCGGAAAACGAGGCCAGCCAGAGCUUGUACAAGAAAUUAGGUUUUAGGAAGCUAUUUCAAACAGUUCGUAUGAUAUUCACGCCGUUGUCGUGGCAAGAGACGGAAAACGAAGCUAGCAAUAUACUCAGGGAGAAUCUGGAAAAUGCGGUUAGACAACUGAACGUUGAACAAAGGGUUAUAGCAGCCCUUCGUGGCGAUGAGGAUAACAGUGUUGCGUCAACCGAAGUACAAGAGGCCGAGGGUGAAGAAACGAUACGAGAAGGUGGUUCGGACUCUAACGAGGAAGCUGAAGUCGUUGUAGAGGAACCGGAAGAUGAGAGUUAUGCUCGGGACGAGGAAAUUCUUGAACCUAUCGAAGAACAAGAGGAAAGGAUAGAGGUUACUGAAGAGAAAGAAGGUGAAAAUGAAAAACAAAAAGAUGUCGUCGUUGUCGAGGACACCGAAGGAGCGUCGAACGUUGACGAUAGCAACGAAGGUGAUGGUGGAACGGAUGUCGCGAACAACGACGAUUAGAUCUGUUGUUUACGAUUGAAAAGGAAAUAACAAAACAAAACAAAAAAUAAGAAAGAAAAACGAAACAGAAAAAAAAUUAACAGUCCACGCCUCUUGUCGUUCUUAUUUACUCGAAGAUCAUUCCGUUUUGUGGUUAAGACGGCACGCGGGAUAAACGCGGAUAAAAUAUAAUGUGUUCGUUUAUUAAUUUAAGAGAUAUCUUUGUUCUUUUUUUUCUUUUGUUUCGUUUCGUUUCGUUUUCCUUUUUCUUUGUAAAUUUUUCGUCAGAUAGCUAUUGAAAACCUAUUUAUAUAUUUCGAGAUUAUUCAUUGUAAUAUUUAUUUAUUUUUAAUUAGGUAGGAACGAACACGUUAUUUAAGUCUUUUUAACAUGCCAAUGACGUCCUCUUCGAGUAAUUGGUACGACGAGACAAAGAAAAAAAUAAAGAGAUAUUUUAUGAAAUUUCCGCGUUUCCGCACCGAGCUCGCGCGAGGUUUCAAAAUGCGUGCGUACUUGCGUAUAUAUGUACGUCAUAUACGACGAUUUUUCAUAUCAAAUUCUUACGAGAAAAGUCUUAGAAGAUAAAAUAAAAAUCUGUGUAAAGGUAUCGACGAUUGUAAAACCUGUUCUUAGUUUUUUUAACAUCUUUAUAUAAUAACAUCGACGAAGUAAUACACAGUGAUAUAGAAAAAUUUACAGUAUCGUAAUAUCGCAUCGUUGAACGAGGAAUACGAAUUAAGAUCAGAACAUGUGUAUAUAUAUAUAUUAAUGUAAUAUGUAUAUGUAUAUGUAUAUGUAUAUAUAUUACAUAGUUUUAUUUUAUAGUUGACGCAAAAAAGAAAAGAACCACACAUGUGGUAAUCUUCGAAAACUCGCACGGGUAUUGAUCUGUGAUUAUAAUUUUUUUUAUUUCACAUUUCAUUAUUUUGCGUUCUUAUUUUUCUUAUAUAAAAUAGAGAUAAAUGUUAGUAAAAAAAGAACCUCGCGCGAUCACGAUACGCUUCCCUUUAACAUUACGAAAUAGAUUCGAUUCGCUGUGUCGGUGCAACCGAUAUUAGAAAUUAUAAAUAAAACCAAAAAAAGAAAAAAGAAAAAAAAGACAAAAAAGAAAGAAAGAAAGAUUAAAAAAAAAAAAAAAUUAAAAAAAAAAAAGAAUAAAGUAAAUAGAUAACUAAUUAUAGAACGAUCGCUUUUGCACGGCAUUGGCGCGAGCGCGAGCGAUUUGAGUUCCCCAAUCGACCGAACAGAGAGAUAAUUAUAUAAAAUUAUAUAUGUAUAUAUAUUAUAUAUAUGUAUGUCUAUGUAUGUAUAUAUAUAUAUAUAUAUAUAUAUAUAUAUAUAUAUAAUUUUAUAUCGGCUGAUACGACUCUUUUGUAGCAUAGGAAGAAUUUUCGCACACAUAUGUAACGUACUAAAGACGAGCUCGAGAACGUAUCGACGUUGUAACUUACAUUAAUUAUUCUUUUGUCAAAUCAUGACAAUGACAUUUAAGUCUCCAUUGAACGAUACUCGAGUAUCGAGAUUAGCUCGGUGCACCCUCGCAGCGAAGUAAAUAGCGAGCGACGACUAAUGAUAAUAAUAUUAAUUUGCGGCGACCAUAGGAUUAAUAUUAUUAUUGAUAGAGCAUAUUAUAAAUAUAUAUUUAUAUAUAUAUACAUACAUAUAUAUAUACAUAUAUAUAUAUAUAUAUAAAUACCGCGCAAACGGAGUCUUGGACGCCUCGGCUCUAUCCUUCGAGUUCCUUAUGACCAUAGAUAGCUGCAACUUGUAUAAUUUUGUCUACAAGAUACAAUACAGUAUAGUCAUUUAUCGAGUAUAGUGGACGGAAUUGUAAAGGAAAAAAAAAGAAAAAAAAAAGAAAAAAAAAAGGGGGGAAAAAAAGAAAAAAGAAAAUAGAAGAAAGAAAAUUGAUGAGAAAUCAGGAGGGAACGGAGGGAGCCGAGGGGACUGUCUAAAAGACUCCUUCAAGGUCCCCCUUGAAAAUCCCUCCUUUAUUUUUGAUUUUCGAUGUCUCCGUAAGGGGGGGCCAGCUGUGAUACUUUACCCAAUUCCACUUCCGUUCUGGUCGUGGUACCGAAGAACUUUAUCUAGACAAAGAAAUCGCUCAUUGUGUUAGCGAACGAAAUGCCACGUAAAUUCCAUUCGUAUCGACGAUAAUGUAUGUCGCGACAUAUGCUUAUAUAUAAUAUAUACAUAUACAUAUAUAUAUAUAUAUAUGUAUUUAUAUAUAUAUAUGUAUGGAGAAAAUUAAUGAAUUAAGAGAAAAACACGGUGUCAAGAUUUUUUUUCGAGAUGGAAUUCGCGAGCACGUUCGAGAAAGAAGGAAUUGAUAAUUACGAGAGACUUUGAUUAUCGUCGUUAUAAGAUCGUGUCAAUUACAAUCGAGAAAAAAACGUGAUUUAUUCUUCCUUCUUCUUUCUCUGUUUUUCUCUCUUUUCAUUUCUGUUUUCUUUUUUUUCUUUUUUUUUUUUUUUUUGUACUUUUUCUCUUCGCUCUUGCACACAAUUCCGUCUUUACGACGGAUUUACAUAUACGUAUACUUUAUGCACAUGUUACUAAAUAUCUUGGAAUAUGGUGAUAUAUGAAAUAAGAAAGAAAGAAAGAAAGAAAGGAAAAAAAGAGGAAAAAGAAACUUAAAAUAGAAAAACGAGUUUCUCGUAAUUAUCACGUAGUAUCUGUCUCGGUUGUAUCUACGGUUGGAUUCUACGAAUCUUUGUCUAACUCGCUUAAAGCUUUUAUCCGAGAUAUUUCCAAAGACACUUAAUUGAUUAUAUUUACGCACAAAAUGCGUUUACAAUUUGACACGUUCGGCGCAUUGGUUUAUCGCGCGGAAACUUUCCAAUUUUCAAUUUUCCAAAUCUAUCUGCGGAAUCAUUUGAAAUAUCUGUAACAACAGCAAACAAUAACAACAACAACAACAACAACAACAACAACAACAACAGUAACAGCAACAAUAACAACAAUCUACGUGAUGAACUCGUUAUUAUUGCGAGAAAACGGAUAUUGUAUUCGUUCGAAAGCGUAUUUUGUGGAUUAUGCGAAUGCGACAACGAAUUAAUUAAUUACUACGAUUAACUUUCUCGUCUCAGCCUUCACUUUAAAUCCGCUAGCCUUAGCCUAAUCGGUGUCUCUGGUAAAUCAGGCCUACGAAGGUCGGAAAGCGGCAUCCACGUUAUAUUUUCUUCAACACUUACCUGUUCUACACACAUACAUACACAACACACACAUAUACAGACAGAGAUACGUACAUACACACAUACAUACAUACGUACAAAAUACAGACAGAUAAUGCAUACACACGUACAAGUAUACAGAUUUGCACACUUGCACAAUGCGAUUACAUUCAAAGAGAAAGAAAACAAAAAAAGAACAAAAAGUAAAAGAACAAAAAAAAGAAAAAGAAACAAGACAUUUACUCUAUCUCUAUUUCUAUCUUCUCUCCACUAUCUUCACAGAACAGCUCUACCCUUUGUCGCAAUAGGAUUCUUCUGUCUGGAAUGAUGCGAGGUAUCUUUUAGGUAACAUGAUUUGUACGCAUACAAUUAACCUAACCCACUGCGUCCGGAAAUAAUAAUAAUAAUUAUAAUUAUAAUAAUUAAUAAUUAACAAUAAUAUUAAUAAUAAUUAAAAAGAAAAAAAAACACA